Molecule: messenger RNA, 1954 nt
Organism: Pogona vitticeps (central bearded dragon)
Lineage: Eukaryota; Metazoa; Chordata; Lepidosauria; Squamata; Agamidae
Source: RefSeq, a predicted model, not a curated record
GAGUGAGAUUCGUAGGAGAUCUCAGUCAAGGGGACUGCAGUUUGAAGAUCACAAAACUCCACGCUAACGACAAUGGCACGUAUGGGGUGGUUGUAGCUGCUUCCGUCGAAAACCAGACUGGGAGACAGAUGCUCUACCAGAAGGUCGUCGCUCACGUUAGAGAAUCGCCUCCGGAACCCAAGAUAGAAACUGUGGAGGUGGAAAGCCAAGAAUGGUGGACCAUGAAAGUAGCCUGCUCAGUAGCUUAUCAUUGCCCCGAUGAGCCGAUGACGUUGACAUUCAUUGAUUUAGAGGGAAAUCGACAAAAGAUGACAAUAGGAAAUGGAAUGAUCCAGACAGUUGCAAGUGUCGAACCAGUGUGGAAAGAUGAGAAAUAUAGAAAAAUGACAUGCUUACUACAUGAUAAGGAUGGGUUGCUGAGGUACAAGGCCAGUUUGGAACUGGACGGUCCACUUAUAAAGGAAGGGGAACGGCCACAUCAAACACCCUAUACAUCAAUGGAGAAGGCCCCACAGGUGACCACUGCAGUGGAUGAUACAUCAAUAGAUGGCCAGCCAGUAGCAGGACCAUCUAUCACCAUGGGAUCCUGGCGAGAUCAUCCUAAGGAUGUCCAGCUUGUCCUUUUAAAUGACCUGCCCAUAAAGGAAGGGCAUGAUGUCAGGCUGAACUGCUCCGUGGGCAGAAGCGUCCCUGAUGAUAAUUGGUACAACUGGAUUAAGUUAGAUGCUCAUACAGCUGAAAUUCAGUACAGUCACCCAAAACUAUUGAUGUUCCCGGCAACUCCUGGGCCAGCCGUUUCCUAUCAAUGUGAAGCAUGCAACAGGUUCGGGUGUAUGUCAUCUCAGAAAAUCUCUAUAGAGGUCCACUUUUCCCCCAAGGAGGUAAAAAUUUUGAAAUGGUCACCAGAACAUAUUGUGGAAGGCAGCGAAGUUAAGCUGAAAUGUGAAGUGGGAAUGGCAAAUCCAUCUAAUCUCACCUAUACAUGGUACCGUGGUGAGGAACAAAGAAAACAGAACUCUACAGAAGAAAUGUUGAUCUUCUCUAGUGUGUCUUCUAAAGACUCUGAUGAUUACUGGUGCGAAGUCAGCAACAGUGUGGGCACGACAGUUUCCUCCAAAGUCACACUGUGUGUUUUGUGUGAGUAAGACCAUGAGAACGGGAGUGGACACAUGAUCAAAAGUGGAUCUGAUUUAUUGCUGUAUUUGGAGUGUUGCUCAUCAUAUCCUGCCACAUUAUCUGAUUACAAAACCCCAGGAUCUCUACCUUUAUUGCCCUGCCCUAACUGUCAGUGAUGGGAAACUUGUUUAAUAUUUUGGCACUGUGGGUUUGCUCAUCUACUAUCUGCAGAAAUGCACACCUAAGAACUGAUUUCUUCCUCUAGUACAUUACUGAUCUAUUUCUUAUCCUGGUAAACUUGGUGAACUAAAAUCCAAUUUUGCAUGAUUAGAAAUGUCCAGAUUCCUAUAAUGUUGAAUAACAAACCAUCUGUUGCUCGGCUUUUGAAGAUUUACACUGGCCAGUAUCCUGUGGCGCAGCUUCAUCUGAGCAACAGAAACCAUGUCAGGGCAAUAGCGGAUUGCUGCUAUUUAAAAGAGCUCCUGCAAUUUUGGAGUGCACACAAUUUUGUCUCAUUGCACAAAUAUCCAUCAAAAUUGAAGCAGGAGCUUGUGAAUUCACAGCUAUUGGCCUCAGCUCAGUCUCGUUCCCAUUGUGCAAGUAGAACUGCUUGUCCAGACGUUGACCUUUAAGAUCUAGCAUGGCACAGCACCACACAGCCCUGAAUCCUCAAGUCCUAUCUCUGACACGACCCUCACUAGAUAUGGCAUUUUUUGGAGUUUCUGAACCCCAAAUACCACACUUCUCAGGCCUCUACCUAAUUUGCAGGCUGGCACUGUGGGCUAAACCACAGAAGCCUCCGUGCUGCGGGGUCAGAAGACCAGCAGUCGUAAGAUCG